Messenger RNA from Dioszegia hungarica, 1305 nucleotides. Its product is annotated as putative cellulase. Gene Ontology annotation, molecular function: beta-glucosidase activity. Lineage: Eukaryota; Fungi; Basidiomycota; Tremellomycetes; Tremellales; Bulleribasidiaceae. The record is from RefSeq and is a predicted model, not a curated record. Gene Ontology annotation, biological process: glucan catabolic process. Gene Ontology annotation, cellular component: extracellular region; cell surface. Bases 1 to 1305 code for a protein of 434 amino acids. The transcript has 6 exons.
AUGCGCACCUCUACCCUCCUCACACUCCUUUCCUCCCUCCUCCCCAUCGCCAUCCAGCAAGUCGCGGCGGCGCCGCUGGCCGAACGAGGCGUCAACGUUGGAUGGCCAUACGGGAGCCAAAAGAUUCGCGGUGUCAACCUUGGCGGUUGGCUCCUUCUUGAGCCGUGGAUCACCCCUUCCCUCUUCCGCGCAACCAACAACGACGGGAUCGUCGACGAGUACACCUUUUGCCAGUACCAGGACCGGGGCGUCGCCUCGGCCGCGCUCAAGAACCACUGGGAGACGUUCAUCGUUGAGAAUGAUAUCAAGUGGUUGUCUGAGGCCGGCCUGAACCACAUCCGGAUCCCCAUCGGGUUUUGGGCGUACGAUGUCUCUGGCGGUGAACCCUACAUUCAAGGUGCUGCCGAGUACCUCGACCGCGCGAUCGGUUGGGCGCGCAAAUACAACGUCAAGGUCAUCCUCGACCUUCACGGUGCCCCAGGCAGUCAGAACGGGUUCGACAACUCGGGUGUCCGCGGUGCCGCCAACUGGGCCACCAACUCCAACAACGUCUACCGCGCCAAGAAGGUCGUCGAGACACUCUCCCGCAAAUACUCGGACCCCUACUACUGGCAGGUCGUCACCAUGCUUGCACUCCUCAACGAGCCCGCCACAUUCCAAAAUGACCAGCUCCUCCAGACCACUCGGCAAUACUGGUACGACGCAUACGGAGCUGCUCGGUACCCCUGGGUCCCCGAAGGCUCGGCCUCCAAGUCCGGUCUCGCCCUUGUCAUCUCGGACGGGUUCCAGCCGCUCAACACCUUCAACGGGUUCAUGACCGAGCCCAACUUUGAGUCGGUCUUUAUCGACACCCACAACUACCAAGUCUUCAACGACGACUACCAGACCUGGGACCAGAACAGGCACAUCAGGGGCAUUUGCGACCGCGCAAAGACCUACGCCCAGUCUCCCCUCUGGCUCAUGGUCGGGGAAUGGUCCCUUGCUUCCACCGACUGUGCCUUCUGGCUCAACGGCCGUGGUAUCGGUGCUCGAUACGACGGUACCUACCCCUACUCGCCCCGCGUUGGCUCAUGCCAGGGCAAGUCGGGCAAGGGCGGUGACUUCUCCCAGGACUACAAGAACUUCCUUCGCCGAUUCUGGGAUGUCCAGACCCAGUCUUACGAGGCCAACGGGCAGGGAUGGGUCUUCUGGACCUGGAAAACCGAGGAAGCCGCGGAAUGGUCUUACCAGACCGGUCUCAUCAACGGCUGGAUUCCCUACAACCCCAACGAGCACCUCACGAGCUACCAGCAGGUGUGCAACUAG